AUGGCGGACGAAGGCGCGCGGCGGUCGCCGAUGCCGGGCACGCCGAUCGUCGACGAUGCUGCGAUCGUGAACCCGGGGGACGAUGGGCGGACGAGUUUCCCGACGCUCGCCGAGCUGCGCGACAGCGUGCGCAAGCUCGAGCGCGAGCUCGUGAUCGACCGCGCCAACGAGCCGCUCUCGGGGCGCAUCAUCCACGUCGCGCACGGCAUGCCGUUUAUGCUACAGCCCAUGUCAGAGAUCAUUGAGCAAGAGAAGAAGGAGGCACAGCUUGCUGCGCGCGAUACGGUCGCUCUCAUGGCCGAGCGCGCGCGUGCGCGGCGGGCCGAGCGCGAGGCGAAGCAAGCGGAAAUGGCGCAGAUGGAAGAACAGCGCCUGCUCCAGCGGCAGCAGCUGCAGCAGUCCAUGCAGCAGUCCUCGCGCAAAAACAGUUUCUGGAACCAGCGCUCGCGCCACGCGUCCGGCACGAGCGGCUUUGCGCAGAUGCGCAGCCAGCUCCUCGACGCAAUCGACCUCGACAAGCAGCUCAUGGAGAACCAAGAGCGCUCGCGGCGACGCGCGGGCCGCCGCGCGUGGAUGAUGACCGAGGUCGUGGAUGAUACCAGCGAAGCUUCCGAGGACGACCGGUUCUCCCCGGUGAGCUCCCGGCGCAACUCGCGCUACGCACGCACCUCGUCGUCGAGCGUGGACAUCGAGAUGCCGUCGUGGGUCCCGCGCGAGAGCGGCAUCUCGGACCAGGCGUCGCCCGUCACGCCGCCCGACCCGCCGGCGCCGCAGCGGCCGAAGUGGUACCUCUCGCUGACCAGCUCGCACGCCGCGCUGAACAGCGGGAUCUACUCGCUGUGCAAGACGCACGAGCAGACGUUUAUCGGCUGGCCCGGCCACAUCCAGUUUGGCGCCGAGGACGAGCGGACGGACGUGAGCCAGACGACGCCAGACGAGCGCCGCGAGAUCGAAGGGGUGCUCGCCGAGCUCGAAAACCACACCAAGUGGACCUUUCACGCGGGCGGCCUCCAGAUGGGCCCCUCGACGCUGGACGUGGACACGCCGCCCAAGUCCGGGAUCAAGUACGUGCCCGUGUGGCUCGACUACCACACGGCCCACGCCCACUACGAGGGCUACUGCAAGUCGACGCUCUGGCCCCUCUUUCACUAUCUCUUGUGGCGCGACGACGCGGACCGCAGCAAGUGGGACCAGUACAGCUGGGAGGCGUACGUCAAGGUGAACGAGGCGUUUGCCGAGCGUGUCGCCGCCGAGUACAAGCCCGGCGACAUUGUGUGGGUGCACGACUACCACCUGCUCCUCGUGCCGCACCUCGUGCGCAAGCGCGUGCCGGAGGCGCACAUCGGUCUCUUUGUCCACGCCUCGUUUCCUUCGAGCGAGUUCUUUCGGUGCCUGCCGCAGCGCAAGGAGCUCAUCGACGGCAUGCUCGGUGCAGACCUCACCUGCUUCCAAAACCGCUCGUACGCACGCCACUUUAUCUCGUCCUGCGUGCGGAUCAGCGGCUUUGAGGUGCAGGGCGCGAGCGUCGAGUCGUACAAUGGGCGCGUGACGCACGUGUCGUACAAUCCGAUCGGCAUCGACGUCGCACGCGUGCAGCACGAGUGCCGCGCGCCGGGCGUCGCGCCCAAGAUGGAGCUCCUGCGCGAGCUGUACGCGGACAAGCGCAUCCUCGUCGGCUGCGACAAGCUCGACGUGGUGCGGGGCGUGAUCCAAAAACUCCAGGCGUUUUACGAGCUCUUGCUGCACUACCCCGAGUGGCGCGAAAAGGUCGUCUUGAUCCAAAUCACCAUUCCCGCGAUGAACUCCUCCGCGAAGCUCGAGCGCCAGGUGUCGGAGCUCGUGAGCCAGAUCAACGGCGACUUUGGCUCGCUGAGCUUUACGCCAGUGCAGCACUACCACCAAAUGAUCGACCGCGACGAGUACUACGCGUUGCUCUCCGUCGCGGACCUCGCGCUGGUGACAUCGGUGCGUGACGGAAUGAACACCAUGUCCAUGGAGUAUAUCCUGUGCCAGGACGUCCACGGAAAGGGCGCGCUGGUGCUCAGCGAAUUUACCGGCACCGCCGGCCGCCUCCCGGCCGCGAUCCAAGUAAAUCCAUGGGACAUUGACGGCGUCGCGGCUACCAUCCGCCGCGGCCUGUGCCUCUCUGACAAGGAGCGCAACGAGCGCCAGCGCGAGUGCCACAACCAGGUCGUGUCGCAGACCUCGCAUACGUGGGCGCUCUCGCUGGUGCAGCAGAUGCUCCUGCGCCUGCGCCACCGCUACUCGGCACACUCCACGCCGGUCUUUGCGCGGGACCAGAUGUUGAGGCACUUUGCCGCGGCCAAGAAGCGCCUCUUUUGCCUGGACUAUGACGGGACGAUGACGCCGAUCGUCAAGGACCCCGAGGCGGCCGUCCCGUCGCAGCGCCUCCUGGAUGCGAUGCGCAUCUUGUGCGAAGACGAGCGAAAUGUGAUCUACAUCAUCUCGGGGCGCGACGAGCGCUUCCUGCGUAAGCACUUUGACCAGUUUGGCGCGAUCGGCCUCUCUGCCGAGCACGGCAGCUACUUUAAGGAGCACGGAACUGGCAAGCACUGGCAGAACCUCUCGGCAGAGCUCGACAUGUCGUGGAAGUCGGACGUCCUCAACGUGUUCCGGUACUAUACCGACCGCACAAUCGGCAGCAUGAUCGAGGAGAAGAAAAGCUCCAUCGUGUGGCACUACCGCAACGCGGACCCGGACUAUGGCUCGUUCCAGGCGAAAGAGUGCCAGGCACUCCUCGACAAUAUCAUGUCGCAAAACGACCUGCAAGUCGAGGUCGUGGUCGGCAAGAAGAACGUCGAAGUGCGCCCGCUCGCGAUCAACAAGGGCGAAAUCGUGCACCGGAUUCUCUACGCGAACCCGGACACGGACUUUGUGUUCUGCGCAGGUGACGACAAGACCGACGAGGACAUGUUCCGCUUCCUCUCGAGCCUCACGUCCGAAGUCACAGACGAGGCGCAGGAACUGCCUGACCGGUCGACACGCACCAAUUCCGUGGACAAUAUCGUGGUCCAGCCCCCGGCGCCUCUCAACCGCUCCCAGGCACGCAACACGAGCCCGCGAAAACUGAAGCUGCGCCGCGAACAGAUCUUUACCACGACCGUCGGGCCAGGCUCGAAGCGGACCCUCGCAGAUUGGCACGUGGGCGACGUUCAGGACAUUAUCGGCGCACUCGCGGCCAUGGCAGGGACCGAAGAGACAUAG
This is a messenger RNA of Malassezia japonica, 3225 nucleotides long. RefSeq lists its product as uncharacterized. The transcript has a single exon. Gene Ontology annotation, molecular function: trehalose-phosphatase activity. NCBI's taxonomy places the organism in Eukaryota, Fungi, Basidiomycota, Malasseziomycetes, Malasseziales, Malasseziaceae. The record is from RefSeq and is a predicted model, not a curated record. Gene Ontology annotation, cellular component: cytosol; alpha,alpha-trehalose-phosphate synthase complex (UDP-forming). Bases 1 to 3225 code for a protein of 1074 amino acids. Gene Ontology annotation, biological process: trehalose biosynthetic process.